Molecule: messenger RNA, 1991 nt
Organism: Trachemys scripta elegans
Lineage: Eukaryota; Metazoa; Chordata; Testudines; Emydidae
Product: core histone macro-H2A.2
Exons: 10
Coding region: 222-1370 (382 amino acids)
Biological process (GO): nucleosome assembly
Cellular component (GO): nucleosome
Molecular function (GO): protein heterodimerization activity; DNA binding; structural constituent of chromatin
Source: RefSeq, a predicted model, not a curated record
AAGAAGGAGCCCCCCCUCUCCGUCCCCCUCCAGAGCUGCCGCCGCCAUUGAAACAUACAAUACAAGAGAAAGCUAGCGGCAGGCGAGAGCAGCCCAGGGGAGUCAGCGGCAGCAGGAGCCUCCCGAGGCGGGGAAGGCGGCGGCGACCUCCGGGCAGCUUUGUGUAGGUGCAAGUAAAUAAAAACUUUCUGUCAGCAAAUUGAAAGGAAUAUAGCAGCAAGAUGUCUGCCCGAAGUGGGAAAAAGAAAAUGUCCAAAAUGUCACGCUCAAGCAGGGCAGGUGUUAUUUUCCCUGUGGGGAGGAUGAUGCGCUACUUGAGGAAAGGAACAUACAAGUACCGGAUAGGUGUUGGAGCGCCAGUCUACAUGGCAGCUGUCAUAGAAUACCUAGCAGCUGAAAUACUAGAGCUAGCAGGGAAUGCAGCAAGAGACAACAAAAAGGGAAGAAUUGCCCCCAGACACAUCCUCCUGGCAGUUGCCAAUGAUGAGGAACUGAACCAGUUGCUAAAAGGAGUGACCAUUGCAAGUGGAGGGGUCCUGCCCAGAAUUCAACCAGAGCUUCUUGCCAAAAAACGAGGUGCCAAAGGCAAAUCUGAAACUAUCCUUUCCCCAUCUCCUGAAAAGAGAGGGAGGAAAUCCUUGGUGAGCAAGAAGAGUGGAAAGAAAGCAAAGGCUACCAAAGCCCGGGCACCCAAAAAGAGCAAGCAGAAGGAGAAUGAAAAAGAGGGGGCCUCAAAUUCAACAUCUGAGGAUGGACCUGGGGAUGGAUUCACCAUCCUGUCUUCUAAAAGCCUCGUUCCAGGACAGAAGCUUUCUCUGACACAAAGUGACGUCAGCCAUAUUGGCUCCAUGAAAGUAGAAGGCAUUGUUCACCCAACAACUGCUGAAAUAGACCUCAAGGAGGAAAUAGGCAAGGCCUUGGAAAAGGCUGGAGGGAAAGAAUUUUUAGAAACAGUAAAGGAGCUCCGCAAAUCACAAGGACCUUUGGAAGUUGCUGAAGCUGCCCUCAGCCAGUCCAGUGGACUAGCAGCAAAGUUUGUGAUCCAUUGUCACAUCCCACAGUGGGGUUCAGACAAAUGUGAAGAGCAACUUGAGGAAACUAUUAAGAAUUGCUUAACAGCUGCAGAAGACAAAAAGUUGAAGUCCGUGGCUUUUCCACCUCUCCCCAGUGGCAGAGCUGUGCUGCAAUCUUUAUUUAAAUGGACUCUGAGCACCCACCUCCACGCAUCAGAUCACUACUUGGAAGUCAACAAGAAUGGAAUAUACAUGGACAAGCAUUCGAAGAAGAAAAGUUACUUACCUUUACAGAAACUGCUUCCCAAAACAGACCGCAGCCCAGGUGACUCUCAAAGCCAUUUCCACCCAUUUUGAUGACACUAGUUCUUCCUCCUUGAAGAACAUUUACUUUCUGCUCUUUGACAGUGAGAGCAUCGGAAUCUACGUGCAAGAAAUGGCCAAGCUAGACACCAAGUAGCUAUGGCAGCCAAAUGAAGCUUUAUUUUUCAACAUAAAUUUGAGUAGCAUUAAAGAAUUAGAGGUGGGUUUUAUUUUUAAAAUGUGGUGAAGAGGGGGAAUGUUAGUAGUUUGAUGUUUUGUGACUUAAUGGAGAGCUUUGCUAUGGAGGAGAGGGUUUAGUCUGUGAUUAAUUCUUGCUAUAGAUACCCCCUACCAUUUUAUAUCACCUUAAAGAAAUCUUGAGUAGUUAAUUUGCCAGCUCUCUUCAAAAGUUUGUUUAAAUGUGUCUUGCUUUUUUAGUUUAGGACUCAUUUUAGAUUUGUAGCUUUGAAUUUUACACACACAAUUCUUUGCUCCCCUUUCUUUUUUUGAGGGUGGAUGGCAAAAUGUUAAUUUUUUUUGUCUACAUUCCAUGUUGGAGAGAGAAUUUUAAAGAUGUACUAGGACCUUCUAUUUUGUUUUGCCCCAUAAUAAUCUCUGUAAUUACUGAGAAUAUUUCAUCUUGUUUUUUGUUUUAUAAGAAAAAAGAAAAGAAAA